Messenger RNA from Thalassophryne amazonica, 1936 nucleotides. Its product is annotated as EGF-like repeat and discoidin I-like domain-containing protein 3. The coding region runs from base 75 to 1502 and encodes 475 amino acids. Lineage: Eukaryota; Metazoa; Chordata; Actinopteri; Batrachoidiformes; Batrachoididae. The record is from RefSeq and is a predicted model, not a curated record. Gene Ontology annotation, molecular function: calcium ion binding. The transcript has 10 exons.
GAGACUCGGAGGUUUAGCGGCGCGUCUUUGAUGUAGUCUGUGGUCUUUCUGGACAGACAGACCGAAUAACAAACAUGAAACGUCCAGGAAAAGUCCUAACAGCGUCUUUAACAGGCUUUGUGCUCUUCCUGUGCUGUGUCAGAGGUGAAUACUGUGAGGUGAACCAUUGCCAUAAUGGAGGAACAUGUGUGACAGGUGUAGGAGACGAUCCUUUCAUCUGUAUCUGUGUAGAUGGCUUUGGGGGAGACACCUGCAACCUGACAGAGACAGGACCUUGCAGUCCUAAUCCUUGUCUGAAUGAUGGGUCUUGCAAGGUCACUUCUCCAGCCAGAAGAGGAGAUGUAUUCACUGAGUACAUCUGCAACUGCCAGCCUGGAUUUGAAGGCGUGCACUGCCAGAUCAAUGUCAACGACUGUGCAGAGGAGCCUUGUCACAAUGGAGGGACAUGCAAAGAUCUUGAUGGAGACUACACCUGCCAAUGUCCCUCACCCUAUGUCGGAAAACAGUGCCAGCUACGUUGCAUUUCUUUGCUGGGGAUGGAGGGCGGUGAAAUAGUUGAAUCCCAGAUUUCAGCCUCUUCGGUGCACUAUGGCAUUCUGGGUCUUCAGCGCUGGGGCCCCGAGUUGGCUCGGCUCAACAACCAAGGCAUUGUGAACGCCUGGACGUCAGCUGUCCAUGACAGGAACCCCUGGAUUGAGAUCAAUAUGCAGACAAAGAUGCGUCUAACAGGAAUCAUCACUCAGGGUGCCAGUCGCAUGGGAACGGCUGAGUAUAUCAAAGCAUUCAAGGUGGCGAGCAGCUUCGAUGGGAACCUGUACACAACCUACAGAGCAGAUGGUCAGCGGCGUGACAAGGUUUUCAUAGGAAACAGUGAUAACGGCAGUACGAAGACCAACCUUUUUGACCCACCUAUUGUGGCCCAGUACAUCCGCAUCAUUCCUGUGAUUUGCCAUAGGGCGUGUACCCUGCGCAUGGAGCUGGUCGGCUGUGAGCUCAAUGUUCAUUCAAACGCCACAGGUUGUUCUGAGCCGCUGGGAAUGAAGUCUCGCCUUAUCUCAGAUGACCAGCUUUCUGCUUCCAGCGCUUUUCGUACGUGGGGCAUCGACACCUUCACCUGGCACCCUCAGUUUGCCCGACUGGACAAACAGGGAAAGACCAACGCCUGGUCUCCCACCAGCAAUAACCGCUCAGAGUGGAUCCAGGUGGAUCUGGAGAAGACAAAGCUCCUCACAGGAAUCAUCACUCAAGGAGCCAAAGACUUUGGAGUGGUGCAGUUUGUGUCCGUCUUUAAAGUUGCUUUCAGUAACGAUGGACAGUCAUGGAGUGUGGUGAAGGAUGAGAGCUCUGGCAGUGAUAAGCUCUUCCAAGGCAACAGUGACAACAACACUCACAAGAAGAACGUGUUUGAACCGCCGUUCUACGCCCGCUUUGUCCGUGUCGUCCCCUGGGAGUGGCACGAACGCAUCACCCUGCGCAUGGAGCUCCUGGGCUGCGACGACUAGAAACCCACCGAGUAUCAGCGGCUCCAGCUGCUCGCUCCACAUUCACAGCGUCUAUUUGGGGCUCUGUUUCACUCAUCUAAAGGUCCCGUCGGCCCAACAGAUGGGACAGAAAAUUACAGCACUUUCUGUGUAGUUACGAUUUUACGUAUGUGAAAUUUUGUUUUUUAAAAGAGAGAAUAGCGCCCUCUAUUGAGCAUAUGUUUUUAAUUUGAGUAGUUUCUAUGUAAUUUCGUGAGUAAAGCUGAUAACGUGCUUGUUUCGUCAUAUGUGAUAAUUCUGUCUUUCUUGCGCUGCCUUUACAGUCCCACACAAGGGAGCAAAAUGGCUGCUUUUUGAAGCUCUGCAGCCAAAACGUGAAUUUUGACUUUAUUCUGAGUAUUGAAGCAGGGCUUGUGCAUUAUGUCCAGAGAGAAGAAUUAUGCCCAGUGUAGAAA